AUGUACAUGGUUCAGCCCAAGUUCAACUCUGACUCUUCUCGUCGUGUCGACGUCGUUCAUAUUGACAGUCUCGUGCGGGCAGCUCACCUUAUUCCUCACUUCGGUACAGGCCACGUCCCUGAGGAGAUGCAUUGUUACGACUCAUACGACUCGUACGAUAGCUUCUAUCUCAACAGAUUUGUCGAUCAUCACGCAUUUGAGAUUGCUUAG
Messenger RNA from Coniophora puteana RWD-64-598 SS2, 210 nucleotides. RefSeq lists its product as uncharacterized. Bases 1 to 210 code for a protein of 69 amino acids. The transcript has a single exon. Lineage: Eukaryota; Fungi; Basidiomycota; Agaricomycetes; Boletales; Coniophoraceae. The record is from RefSeq and is a predicted model, not a curated record.